Molecule: messenger RNA, 5695 nt
Organism: Lytechinus pictus (painted urchin)
Lineage: Eukaryota; Metazoa; Echinodermata; Echinoidea; Temnopleuroida; Toxopneustidae
Exons: 14
Coding region: 327-4916 (1529 amino acids)
Cellular component (GO): plasma membrane; extracellular region
Molecular function (GO): protein binding; peptidase inhibitor activity
Source: RefSeq, a predicted model, not a curated record
GCAGUCAAGCGUUCGACCGUUCAACAAUUCUCCGCGCAUUCUUAGCGUGAAAGAGGCAAUUACAUUUGCAUGCGAUGCAAUGUCAGUAACACCUGGUACAAUAAGGGUAAGAACCUACACACAAUGAGUAAGGAAUGUACGUCCAAUUAAUUUGGCAUAAUGCCCCACGUAUGCUGUAGGGUGCGGCUAGUGGGAAAACCUCCACAGAUUUGGAAGAAAAACCGCAGUUGGAUGAGGAGCGGGAAGGAUUCGAGGAAGGACGUUACAAUCUAUAGUUUUAUCCCUUUUUUCGUGGCUGCCAUUUUCCUCCUUGAUCUUAGAAGAAAAUGGCGGCUCUCUUCCACGUACUCAUUGCUCUUCAGUGCUCUAUCUCCAUCGUUUUAAGUAAGCCUGUUGACUUAACUGAAAGUUGGAAAGGCUCACCCAAGAAACAAUCGAUUUGGAGAGAUCAACCGAUGGACAUCGGCAAUGAGAUCGACCUUGGCAAGAGAAAUGCAUUCGGAAAUUGCAUGCCACCGGGAUCCGAUGUCCCUGGGUUUCGCUGUGCAACGAGUCAGGAGUGUAUCCCUCUGGGUGAGGUCUGCGAUGGCGUCAAUGAUUGCGACUUCGAUGCCUACGACGAGACGGACGAUGCGUGUAUGGUAGUCCAAUGCGAAGGAUUCCUCUGUGCCGAUAGGUCGUGUCUCCUCGCCGAGUUCGUGUGCGAUGGGUCUCCUGAUUGCAAUGAUGGCAUGGAUGAAGAAGAUUGUAGCAUGAACCAGUGCAGCGCUGAUCGCUUCCAAUGCCGGAGUGGACGGUGCAUCCCAACCUUCUGGCGGUGUGAUAUGCUUGAGGACUGUCAGGAAGGGGAGGACGAGUCGGGAUGCGAUGAAAAUGUUUGUCCGGGGGACGAAUUUCGCUGUGACACCGGCUCGUGUGUCAUCCGCCUUUGGGUUUGUGACGGUCAGAGUGAUUGUCCCCAUGGCGAAGAUGAGACUGUUGGUUGUAACGUGAUUGUGGAUUGUGAUGACGACCAGUUUCAGUGUGGAGACAAUUCGUGUAUACCGAAAACUUGGGUCUGUGAUGGAGUAGACAACUGUCCUUCAGGCGAUGAUGAAGACCAAGAUUGUUGCAAAAAGAAAGAAUUCCGCUGCCAUACCGGGCAAUGUAUCCCUGAAGAGUGGCGCUGUGACGGACGUAUUCGGGACUGUCCUUCGGGGGAGGACGAGGAGGACUGUGGAUGCGGGCCGAACGAAUUCCAGUGCGACAGUGGGACGUGCAUUCUGGAUACCAAGUUCUGUGACAAUGUGAUUGACUGUGAUGAUGGCGGGUCCGAUGAAUCAAGAUGUCCAAUCAUUGACCCUAUACCUGUAUGCAAAGCAGCAGGGACGGUCAAGUGUAUGUAUGGACAGGUGUGUGCUGUAGUAUGCAAUGGCAUCAGAGAGUGUCCAGUGAAUGGUGAAGACGAAGUUGGUUGUCCAGUGACGAACUGUCAGCCAUCAGAGUUUGAAUGCAAAGACGGUCAGUGUAUACCGAGUUCGGAUAAAUGUGACGGUUACCCGCAUUGUUCAGGUGGGGAAGACGAGAUCGGAUGUUCUCUGACUAACUGUUUGGCAUCGGAAUUUGAAUGCCGAGACGGUCAGUGUUUACCGGCUUCGGAUAAAUGUGACGGAUACCCGCAUUGCUCCGAAGGGGAAGACGAGAUUGAAUGUUCUCUGACUAACUGCUUGGCAUCGGAAUUUGAAUGCCGAGACGGUCAGUGUUUACCGGCUUCGGAUAAAUGUGACGGAUACCCGCAUUGCUCCGAAGGGGAAGACGAGAUUGAAUGUUCUCUGACUAACUGUUUGGCAUCGGAAUUUGAAUGCCGAGACGGUCAGUGUUUACCGGCUUCGGAUAAAUGUGACGGAUACCCCCAUUGUUCCCAAGGGGAAGAUGAAAGCGAUUGCUCGCUACCAAUUGUACCAACUGAAUCUCCUUAUCCUGUAACGAGCCCACUCUCUAUCGUAUGUGGACUGCCAUUGUUUUUUGAGUGUCCGGAUGGUACCUGCAUAUCACGUGACCUCCUAUGUAACGGAAAGCCCGACUGUCCAUAUAGCGAUGCAGAUGAGCAACCUGGUAAUUGUCAGAUCGUUUCUACAUGUGAUCUUGAUGAGUUUGAGUGUGACGAUGGGACUUGUAUAUAUUCAGCGCUUGUCUGCAAUGACCGAGCUGAUUGUUCCGAUGAGUCAGAUGAAGCAGUAGAACGAUGCGGAUUCAAUCUAUGUAAUUCUGAAGAUGGUUUCAGAUGUCGAGACGGAUCUUGUAUACCUCUGUACCAAGUGUGUAAUGACGUCAUCGAUUGUCCUGAUGGAGGGGAUGAGGAUGACUGUGCUGCAAUAUAUACUAGACCAGGCGUGUGUCCCGUACAUCCCAACAUCGCAUACGGAGGAAACAAUAUCUGCGUCGACAACUGUUUUCAAGAUACAGACUGCCCAGAACCAAUGAAAUGUUGUCCGGCGCCCUCUGCGUGCGGCCUAACAUGUAACAACGUCUUCCUUCCUUCUAACCCGUUGACAGGUUUGGCAGAGCUGGCAAAUUUUGUUGAGACUCUUCGUGAUGGCCUAGAUAUUAUCAAUAAUGAAGUUGCAAUCCUGACAGACGACGUGGAUGAUAUAGAAACGCGACUGGAAAGCCUUGAGACAGAUACGCGUCUACUUAGACAGGAUGUGGAUAUCCUCAAGCAACAGGCAACAGCGGGUGACAGACCACAAGUACCAAUUUAUCCUGCACCAUAUGAAUCGGAGCCUACCACACCGAAAGUGGUCGAAAGCUAUGUCAAACCUUACCAGCCGCAAGAUGUUCAGCCUUACAAACCAGACGACGUGCAACCGUAUGAACCAGUAACCAAACGACCUAACGAACCGGAAGAACCUUACGGGUCUUAUAAACCAGAAGAACCGCAAUAUGUUCAACCUUCUGAACCACAAGAUGUCAGACCUUACACACCAGACAACGUUAUAACCUAUGAGCAAGAAACACCAUUGUCUUAUAAACCACAAGACGAACCAGAAACCGUCCGACCUUACAUCCCACCACAAGACAAACCAUACGAGCCAGAAACCGUUCGUCCUUAUGAACCAGAAGAUAUCCAACCCUAUGAAACAGAAACUGCCCAACCUUACGAACCGCCACAAGAUGAGCAACCUUACAAACCACCUCAAGAUGUUAGACCUUACGAACCACCACAAGAUGUUAGACCUUACGAACCACCACAAGAUGCUAGACCAUACGAGCCACCACAAGAUGAAAGACCAUAUGAACCGCCUCAGGAUACUAGACCAUACGAACCGCCACAGGAUACAAGUCCUUACGAACCACCUCAGGAUACUAGGCCUUACGAACCACCUCAAGAUGUUAGACCUUACGAACCACCUCAAGAUGUUAGACCUUACAAACCACCUCAGGCUGUUAGACCCUACGAACCUCCACAAGAUGUUAAACCUUACGAACCACCACAAGAUGUAAGACCAUAUGAACCGCCUCAGGAUACUAGACCAUACGAACCGCCACAGGAUACAAGUCCUUACGAACCACCUCAGGAUACAAGGCCUUACGAACCGUCACAAGAUACUAGACCAUACAAGCCACCUCAAGAUGUAAGACCUUACGAACCAUCACAAGAUAUUAGACCUUACGAACCGCCACAGGAUACAAGACCAUACGAACCACCUCAGGAUACUAGGCCUUACGAACCACCUCAGGAUACUAGACCAUACGAGCCUCCACAUAAUACAAGACCUUACGAAUCGCCGCAAGAUGUUAGACCUUACGAACCACCUCAAGAUGUUAGACCUUACGAACCACCUCAAGAUGUUAGGCCUUACGAACCACCACAAGAUGUUAGACCUUACGAACCACCUCAGGAUACAAGACCUUACGAACCACCACAAGAUACUAGACCAUACGAGCCACCACAAGAUGUAAGACCAUAUGAACCGCCUCAGGAUACUAGACCAUACGAGCCGCCACAGGAUACAAGACCUUACGAACCACCUCAGGAUACAAGACCAUACGAACCUCCACAGGAUACAAGACCUUACGAGCCGCCGCAAGAUAAUAGACCUUACCAACCACCUCAAGAUGUUAGACCUUACCAACCACCUCAAGAUGUUAGACCUUACCAACCACCUCAGGAUACUAGACCAUACGAACCGCCACAGGAUACAAGACCUUACGAACCACCUCAGGAUACAAGACCAUACGAACCUCCACAGGAUACAAGACCUUACGAACCGCCGCAAGAUGUUAGACCUUACGAACCACCUCAAGAUGUUAGACCUUACGAACCACCUCAGGAUACAAGACCUUACGAACCACCACAAGAUACUAGACCAUACGAGCCACCACAAGAUGUAAGACCAUAUGAACCGCCUCAGGAUACUAGACCAUACGAGCCGCCACAGGAUACAAGACCUUACGAACCACCUCAGGAUACAAGACCAUACGAACCUCCACAGGAUACAAGACCUUACGAGCCGCCGCAAGAUAAUAGACCUUACGAACCACCUCAAGAUGUUAGACCUUACCAACCACCUCAAGAUGUUAGACCUUACCAACCACCUCAGGAUACUAGACCAUACGAACCGCCACAGGAUACAAGACCUUACGAACCACCUCAGGAUACAAGACCUUACGAACCACCUCAGGAUACAAGACCUUACGAACCGCCACAGGAUACAAGACCUUACGAACCGCCACAGGAUACUAGACCAUACGAGCCACCUCAAGAUGUAAGACCUUACGAACCAUCACAAGAUAUUAGACCUUACGAACGACCACAAGAUACUAGGCCUUACGUACCGCCGCAAGAUGCUAGACCUUACGAACCGCCGCAAGAUGCUGGACCUUAUGAAACACAGAAUUCCAGACCCUACAAACCGCAAGAUGUUAGACCUUGAGUACUUAACGAUGUGACAUCCUAUGGACGGGGUAGUUGUUAAGACCUAACUUGCCAUUAAAAAUACAGGGCUGUAAUAUUUGUUAGUAUUGUAAAUCGAAUGAUGUCAUUGGUGAAGGAACUUAGAUUAUAGUAGUAAUAACUAGAUACCUUUCUUAGAGGAAGAGACAUCUAUGUUGAGGAUGGUUGAUACAUUUCAAAAUCUACCUGUGAAAUCAAAUUUCAUGAAUAUCUCAUUAGGUAUUUAAAAUCUGUAAAUACCAAUGCAAAGCAUUGCUUUUAAUUAUCAUUAAUGGUUCCCAUAAUUUUCUUUUUUUUUCCAUUAAUGUUCGUGACACCUUGUGAAACCAGAUAGUUCUGAUGAUAAUAACGUACUCGGCAGCCCAGACAUCUUGAACUAGAGUGCAAGAUUUUAUUUUCUGGAAUGAAUUCAAAGAAUCUUCAAUAUGUUAUAUCUGUACAUCAUUACAAACAGUCGUUCUGUUUUGUGUUACUUGCAAUUUAUGUUUGAGUUUAUGUAUUAUUUUUAUGACAGUAUACCAUAUAUACUAUUUUAGCAAUCAAUUUAUUUUGCGCGUUGUUGAAUGUAGAUUAAAACCGAAAUUUGAUUUCGCUAUACAAUUUUGUUGAUUGUUUUGCUUGCAGUUGAGAAUGUCCUUUGGAAGGUGACAUAAAAAGUAAUUCAAAGAUCACGUUUAUCUUUACAAAGUUUGAUCUGAAUAAUAAGAGAAAAUCAAUAAAGCACAACAUUGAUAAUUUCGUAUAUGAAAUAACAUAUUC